Messenger RNA from Notothenia coriiceps (black rockcod), 1565 nucleotides. RefSeq names its product KRIT1 ankyrin repeat containing (gene krit1). The record is from RefSeq and is a predicted model, not a curated record. Lineage: Eukaryota; Metazoa; Chordata; Actinopteri; Perciformes; Nototheniidae. Gene Ontology annotation, molecular function: protein binding. The coding region runs from base 253 to 1557 and encodes 434 amino acids. The transcript has 10 exons. Gene Ontology annotation, cellular component: plasma membrane. Gene Ontology annotation, biological process: cell redox homeostasis; regulation of establishment of cell polarity; negative regulation of angiogenesis.
GCGAUUCCUCUGUUUGUGUGUGCAGCCCUGCCCCAAAGUUACAGGCCUGCAGCGACCGCAACACACAUAUCUGCUGUGGAAGUUCACCAGGAGCAGAGUCUGAUGAAAUAAACAUGGUGAAACUAACCGAGGGCUUAGAAAAGCUGUUUCUGGUCUGCUGGAGGUAAAAGACACGAAGCUUUAGGGAUGCCUCUCCACAGCAUUUGGCCCUUGUGUAGAACCUUGUGUCGGGACUGAGAGAGAGUCAGCAGGAUGGGCAACGAGGACAGGCUGGAGGAUGCGUUUGUGGCUGUCAUUCGCCCGAAGAGUCAAGUCAGCCUGAGCUCAAAGGAGUACAGAGCCAAAUCUUAUGAGAUCCUGCUGAAUGAAGUGCCUUUGGAGGGGAAGGAGAAAAAAAGAAAGAAAGUCCUCCUGGCGACAAAAAUCCAAGCUGCAGGAGACAAAUCCAAAUCCAUAUUGGAUUUUGUGGACGAAACCGUCAGAUCAAUAUCCAACAACCAAAGCCUCAUCGGAAAGCGUGUGGUUCAUAUGAAGAAAUUCCCCCUCGAUGGAAACAAUGAAGGAAAAGAGGCCUCGCUUUUUGUCGUGCCAGUCAGUGUUAAAGACAACAGCAAGCCUUUGCACAGCGCCGGGAGCCCGAGCUUCUACUGCUUCCAGGACAUCAUGCGGGUGUGCAGCGAGACCAGCGCCCACUUCUGCUCCAGCACCUCCAAGAUGCUCCUGGCCUUAGACAAGUGGUUAGCAGAGCAGCACAGCGUGCCUCACGCCAUCCCCGCCCUGUUCAGACCGGCGCCUGUUGAGCGGGUGAAGACCAACGUCAGCAACCCGGCCUACAGCAGCGAGGGCAAACUGAGUGAGGAGGGUCUGCACAUGGGCUACACCGCUCUGGAGAUCAAGAGCAAGAUGAUGUCCCUAGAGAAGGCAGACAUGUGCAUCCUCAACCCGCUGUACGGCUCAGAUCUGCAGUACACCAACCGGGUGGAUAAAGUUAUCAUCAACCCUUACUUUGGUCUCGGAGCGCCCGACUACUCCAAGAUCCAGAUCCCACAGAGGGAGAAGUGGCAGCAUGGCCCUAACUGUGUGGCAGAAGACACGGAGCGCCAGUGGGUGGAAGACUUCCCGCUCCACCGCAGCGCCUGUGAGGGAGACACAGAGCUGCUGCUGAAGCUCCUGGACAGCGGUUUCUCCGUCAAACAGCUGGACAGCGACCACUGGGCUCCCAUCCACUACUCCUGCUGGCACGGUAAAGUGGAGGCGACCAAGCUGUUACUGGAGAAAGGUAACUGUAAUCCCAACCUGCUGAACGGCCAGCUCAGCUCCCCGCUGCACUUCGCAGCCCGGGGGGGCCACGCAGAGAUCGUACAACUCCUGCUGCAGCACCCCGAGAUCGACCGGCACAUGGAAGACCAGCAGAAGCGCUCCCCUCUUCAGGUGUGUGAGGAGAACAAACAGAACGAAUGGGAGGAGACGGUGAAGCUCCUGCAGCAAACCAGCAGCAAACCUGUGAGUCACACAUCCCACACUCACCUAAUUACCGUUUGUGUAUUGCAAACAUGACACUAAAG